Molecule: messenger RNA, 4218 nt
Organism: Candida tropicalis MYA-3404
Lineage: Eukaryota; Fungi; Ascomycota; Pichiomycetes; Serinales; Debaryomycetaceae
Exons: 1
Coding region: 1-4218 (1405 amino acids)
Cellular component (GO): 90S preribosome; small-subunit processome; nucleolus
Source: RefSeq, a predicted model, not a curated record
AUGGCCAAGAAUAUAAGACUGAAUGGUAUGAGAUGUUUAACGGAAUUGUUCAAAAUCAUUGGUGAUAAAUUUGAUUGGUCAGAUUAUUAUGACUUGAUCUAUACUAAUUUGUUGAAUCCAAGAAUGAACAAUUUUGCUGAUCAAAAUUUACAACAACCAUCAGCAAUGUUGAAAUUGAUUGGAUUUUGGAUCACUCAAUCAAACAAUUUACCAUUCUUGUACAUGGAUGAAUUUGCCCCAGUAAGAGCUAUUUUAUCUUUAUUGGGCAGAACAGAAGCUAAAGAAUCAGUUAUGAAUACUGUUUUAGAUUUCACAAUUAAUUCAUUAGAAAGAAAAGAUGAAAUGGAUGAAAGAUUCUUCACCUUAUUGGCAUUUGUUGUUGAUUCUUUGUUACAAAACUUGCCACAAAUUAUUGCAAAUAUCUAUUCUAAAGAAAUGGGUGCACGUGCAAUCAAAUGUUUGUUGUUGUUAAUUUCUGGUAAUUAUAUUGAAGAUCAAGAAACUAAAGCUUCAUUAAUUGGCUCAUUAACAUUAGCUCUCGAAAAGAAUAAUGCGCAAAUUGAUCUUGAUAACAAAGCAAAUAUUCUUGUUUCUUUAUCAUCUUUGAUUGAUGGUUAUGAUUGUACAUUUGAAGAAAUUUUACCAUUGUACAAAGUCAUUUCUAAAUUAUUCAAGAUGUUUGUCGCUAAAAAUGUUCGUGAAACUUUGGUUAUUGUCAUUAAUUCAAUGGGUAAUAAAUUCAAAGAAAUUGAACCUAUUUCAGGAGUUAUUUCCGGCUUGAAUUCAUAUACUGAAAGAAUGAAUGAGUAUGAUUUUGAAAAAAGACUUGAAUCUUAUAGAUUGGUCAAUGAGGAAUUAUAUAAGUCAUUAACUCCAAUCCAAUGGUUACCACUUUUAUAUUGUGCUUUGUUUUUCAUUAAUGAUAAAGAUGAAUUAGCAAUCAGAGUCAAUGCAGGUUAUAUGUUGAAGAGAUUUGUUGAUUGUUAUUCUGCAUCAGAACAUCCAAAUGAAUACAUUAGAUUAUUAAAAGAUAUUAUUCUUCCAAACUUGAGAAUUGGUAUUAGAAAAGAAAAUGAAGAUGUUCAAACUGAAUUUAUCUUGUUGUUAGAAUAUAUCAUUGAACAUUCUAAUCAUUACACUGAUUUAGAAGAUAUGAAAGUAUUAGUUGGUCAUGAAGAUGAUGAAGAUAAUUUCUUUCAAAGUAUUAACAACAUUCAAUUGCAUCGUCGUCAAAAAGCCAUUAGAAAAUUAUGUGACUAUAAGAAUGACUUGAAAGAAGGUAGUAUUUCCCAUUACAUUUUGCCUAUAAUUGAAGGUUAUGUUACUUCAAAGGAAGAUAAAUACAGAAAUAUUGGUUUAGAAGCAUUGGAAACUAUUGGUGUUUUAUUAAGAUCAAUCACUUGGAAUCAAUACAAAGCAAUUGUUAAAAGAUAUAUUGCCAAUUUGAAAUCUCAAGAUGGCUUGAAACAAAAGGUCAAUUUAAUUGUAUCUGUCUCAUUUGCAUUAUCAGAAUCUAUUAAACAAGGUACCAAUAAGAACCUUCCUGAUCAAGAAGAACUUGAUCGAUUUAUCUUGUUUGAAGUUUCUCCACCAUUAUUAAAGAUCUUACAAGUACGUGAUGAUGACACUAUUGUUGCUAGAGCACCAUUAGCAGAAGCUUUAACUAAUUUCAUGUUGUGUAUUACCAAAGAUAAAAUCGAUGGUGAAUUACCAGGUAUUUUAACAAGUACUUGUCAAGUUAUGAGAUCAAGAUCUGAAGAAUUAAGAGAUGCGAUUAGAAAAACUUUGGGUAAGAUUGCUAUUUCAUUGGGUCCAGAAUAUAUGACUUUUAUUCUUAAAGAAUUGAAAACUGCUUUGUCUAGAGGUUCACAAAUUCACGUUUUGAGUUUCACUGUUCAUUAUUUGUUAACUUGUAUUAAUUCCGUUUUGAAGCAUGGUGAUUUAGAUGAAUGUAUUCAAAUUAUCAUUGACAUUGUUAUGGAAGAUAUCUUUGGUGCCGCUGGUCAAGAAAAAGAUGCUGAAGGUUAUACCAGUAAGAUGAAGGAAGUUAAAUUUAAAAAGAGUUUUGAUACUGCUGAAAUUAUAUCCUCAAAUGUUUCAUUAAAUAAAUUUGGAAACAUUAUUGAACCAAUUAAAUUAUUGUUACAAGAAACAAUUGCACACAAGACUCAAGUUAAAUUGGAUGAAUUGUUGAGAAGAUUAUCUCUUGGUUUGAAUCAUAAUGAACAAGCUUCCCAUAUUGAAAUCUUGCAUCUUUGUUAUGAAAUCUAUAUGAUGUCAAAGGAAAAUGAUGAAGUUCAAGAAGCUAAAGUUUCAGAAAAAGAACAACAUUUCUUGACUACAUUGGAAAGAAAGACCAAGAAACAUGUUGAUAAAUCGCUUUUUAAACAAACCAUGCAAAGACUUUCAUUUGAAUUGUUAAGAACUGCCAUUUCUCGUCAUGAUAAUUUAUUAACUGUGGGUAAUUUACAAGGAUUUGUUCCAUUAUUAGAAGAAGGUGUCAAAUCAGAAAAUGAUACUGUUAUUACUGCCUCGUUGAAAAUCUUAAACAUGAUUAUUCGUUUACCAUUCCCUGAUCAAUCUAUAUUCAAGGCUUGUGCAAGAAGAUCAUUAGUUUUGAUUAAAGAUUCUCCAUCCACAAACCUGGAUGUUUGUCAAGCAGCUUUGAAAUUCUUGGCUACUACAAUCAGACAUAAUCCAGAAGUCACUAUGAAACAAUCAGCUAUUAGUUAUGUAUUAACAAGAAUUCAACCUGAUUUAGAAGAACCAAAUCGUCAAGGUUUGGCAUUCAAUUUUUUGAAAGCUGUUGUUGCUCAACAUAUAAUGAUUCCAGAAAUCUAUGAUUUAAUGGAUAAUGUCGCUAAACUUAUGAUUGUUAAUCAUUCUAAAGAAAUUAGAGAUAUGUCAAGAAGUGUUUAUUUCCAAUUCUUAAUGGAAUAUGAUCAAGGUAAAGGUAAAUUGGAAAAGCAAUUUAAAUAUUUGGUUAGCAAUUUAUCUUAUCCUACUGAAGAAGGUAGACAAUCAAUUAUGGAAUUGAUUCAUUUGAUUAUUAUGAAAGCUGGGUUGGAAUUAUUGACUAAAUUAGCCAGUUCUUUCUUUGUUGCUCUUUCCAGUAUUUUAAUUUCUGAUGUCUCAAGUAGAUGUCGUGAAAUGGCAAGUGCUUUGAUUACUUCAAUCCUAAAGAAAUUGGAUAACAUUGAUAACAUUGAAAAAUAUUGUAUUUCAUGGUUAAAACAAUCUUCAAACAGUUUAUUAAAAAGAUGUGGUUUUAGUGUUUACAAAUUAAUCAUCAAUGUUUAUGGAAUGGGUAAGAAUAAAGAAUUGGAUAAAAUCGCUAGUGAUAACAUCUUAAGAAUCAUUGAAAGUGCAAAGAAUGAUGCAGAUGAUGAGAAUACCAAAAGUGAAGAUGUUGAAUGGGAAUUGCUUUAUUCAUCUCUUUCAACAUUCAGUUCCAUUGCUUCUAACAUUAAAGAAAAGAUUUUUGAAUAUGGUAAAAUCUGGCAAGGUAUUAUUGAUGUUUUAUUAUUCCCACAUUCAUGGAUAAGAUUAAUUUCAUGUCGAUUGGUAACUAUAUUACUUUCAAGUGAAGAUGCAUAUGAAGAUUAUGAUUUACCAAUAAUCGCCAAUAGAUUAAUUCAUCAAUUAAGAGCUCCUUCAAUUUCAGAAGACUUGGGUACUCAAAUAACCAAGAAUUUAGUAUUGAUUGCUAUGAAAUGGGAAGAUCAACAAACUAAAUGGGAUGAAGAAAUUGCUAAUGAUGUUAUGUUAUCAAAAAUAUGUGGUAUCAUUAGACUGGAACAAGUUCAUUCAUUGGUAUCUAAGAAAUCAUGUAUUAAAUUGACUGCUAUGUUUAUUCAAUUUACUAAAGAGGAUAGAAUUCUCAAGAUUUCUGAGAUGAUUAUUUCUGCAUUAUACAAUUAUACCGAUUCACAAUAUGCAACUCCAGAUGAUGAAUUGACUAAUUUGAGUACAGAAGCAUUGGAUUUGGUUAAAGAAAAGAUUGGUACUACAGAAUAUACCAAAUUGUACUCACAAGUUAAACGUAAUGUUAACAUUAGAAGACAAGAAAGAAGGGCAAAGAGGUCACAACUUGCGGUGUCUGCUCCAGAUAUUGCUGCUAAGAGAAAGUUAAAGAAACAUGAAAGAGUUAGAGAAAAGAGAAAGCAUGAAAAGGAUGCUAAUGGUUAUUAUAAAGCAAAAAAGAAGAGAAUGAUUUAA